CUGAGAGAGAGAGUGAGAGUGGGAGAGAGAGAGAGAGAGAGAGAGGCAGUCCGGAUCCAAUUUAGGCUGAGGGGAGAGACGGAGGAGGAGACAGCAAGUCAGAGCGUGAAGUAAGAAGGAGAACUCAGGAGGUGAAAGAGAGUCGGGACAGUCAUGGCUUUGCAACGUUGGGCAACUUGUCUCGUGUCUGGAUUAGACUUGAGGAAGCCGACUGGUCUGUAGCAGCAGCAGCAGCAGCAGCAGCAUCAUCAUCAUCAUCAUCGCCACCACUCGUGUCCAUCACCAUGCCGUCUGUCUCCCUCAGCUUGCCAACAGCUCUGGCUGGACCUGCACGCACCUGGGUCUGCCUGUCCUGCAUGUUCUGGCCAGAGGAGUUGGAGGCUCUUCAUUCCCACACGUUCCGGGUGAAGACUUUCAAGAAGACCAAGCACUGCAGUGUUUGUAAGCAGACCAUCACCCAGGACGGACUCGUCUGCAGAGUGUGCCGAAUAGCUUGCCACAAGAAAUGUGAAGUCAAGGUGUCUUCAUCCUGUGUUCCAGCGACAAACUAUGAGCUGGCGCCCAGCAGUGACCUCCCUCUCAAACAUGUAGACACCAUGGGCUCCACCAAAUCCUCAAAGAGCAUGGAGUCACGGCGCAGACCGUCAAGGAGUGCGAGUCUGCUGCAGUCCCUGGAGGAGAGCUACGAGCUGGACCUGGUCUACAUCACAGAGAGGAUCAUCUCCGUCUCCUUCCCCAGCAGCGUGGACGAGCAGAGCUAUGCCGCCAACCUGCAGGAGGUCGCCUCCAUGCUGCGCUCCAAACAUGGUCACAACUACCUGCUCUUCAACCUCAGCGAGAAGCGCUACGACAUCAGCCAACUUAAUCCAAAGGUGUUGGACUUCGGCUGGCCUGACCACCACGCGCCCGCCCUGGACAAAAUCUGCAGCAUCUGCAAGGCGAUGGACACUUGGCUGACUGCGGACAGCCACAACGUGGUGGUCAUACACAACAAGGGCAACCGAGGCAGAACUGGAGUGGUGGUCGCAGCCUACAUGCAUUACAGCAACAUAUCAGCCAGUGCGGACCAGGCCCUGGACAGGUUCGCCAUGAAGCGCUUUUAUGAAGACAAAGUGCUUCCUGUGGGCCAGCCGUCACAGAAAAGAUAUGUUGAGUACUUCAGCGGUUUGCUCUCCGGACACAUCAAGAUCAACAACAAACCCUUGUUCCUCCAUCAUGUCAUCAUGCACGGCAUCCCCAACUUUGAGUCUAAAGGAGGUUGUCGUCCUUUUCUGAAAAUCUACCAGGCCAUGCAGCCCGUCUACACAUCUGGGAUCUAUAACGUCCAGGGCGACAGCCAGACGAGCAUCUGCAUCACCAUUGAACCUGGUCUUCUCCUGAAAGGAGACAUCCUGCUCAAAUGCUACCACAAGCGUUUCCACAGCCCGUGCCGAGAUGUGAUAUUCCGAGUGCAGUUCCACACGUGUGCCAUCCAUGACCUGGGCAUCGUCUUUGGGAAAGAUGAGCUUGAUGAGACGUUCAAAGAUGACAGGUUUCCAGAAUACGGAAAAGUGGAGUUUAUUUUCUCCUUCGGGCCAGAGAAAAUACAUGGUCAAGGUAUGGAUCUCCUGGAAAACGGGCCGAGCGUCUCGGUUGACUACAACACACAGGAUCCUCUGAUCCGCUGGGACUCGUACGAAAACUUCAGUCACAGCUGCGAGGACGCCACAGACGAAGUCAUCCAUACCCAAGGACCCCUAGACGGCAGCCUCUACGCCAAAGUUCGCAAAAAGGAGUCUGAGGGAACAGUCAAAGCAAAUGGCCUUCCACCCACUGCUGUGGAACAUGCCCUACCUGCAGUUGACCAUGCAUUAUCAGUGAGCAGCGACUCAGGAAACUCUACUGCCUCCAUCAAAACUGACCGAACUGAUGAAGUUGCAGCAGCCCCUCAGGCAUCCACAGUGAGCCAGACACACGUUCCAGUGGUUGAGGAAUCGCCCACAGUCAACUGCCUCGUGCCACCUGCUCAGCCAUCAAUUAGUCCUCAAGAGAAGCAGGAGCUGGAGCAGCUUCUGAGUGGCUUGGAGGGGCCCAUGCACCGACAGGGCUACCUGUCCACCCCGACAUCUGCUGCCGGAGGGAUGCUUCACCUGGUUCCUGCCCAGGUCCAUGUCAAUGGGCACACGAGCAUUGACCGUGAAACAGACAUUUUGGAUGAUGAGCUGCCUACCAGUCAAGAGGGCAACAGUGUGGACAGUCUGGGUACGUUCUCCUCCAUAGAUGGUAGGGCAACACCAGCUGAUCUCUACUACCAGUCUGAGUCACUUAUCAAUGGUCAGGACCAUGUGCCGUAUCUGGAGCGCAGCGACCCUGAAAAGCCUCUGGAAACCGUCCAGCCUCAGGUUGGCAGAUCUGACAAACCUGUCACUUUGACCCAAAGUGGUUCAGCCCACUCACCAGUUACUUACAUGGCCACCCAGAAUGGCAGUCUUUACCGCUCUCACUCGUUAGAUGCGGAAUCAAAAUCUAUGCCACAAGCUCCCGCCCGCACCACCAGUAGCAGGGAUGCUGUCCAGCGUGGUCUUAAUGUUUGGCAGCAGUUCGGUGUACCAGAGGAGCCAGUAACUGAAGGAAUAACGUUUAGUUCACCUUCCUCUAUAGCAGUGAUGCCCAGCCACCACAGUCUCCCACAGUUCCCUCAUCGCCACAGCGCCUCCCAGCAAGAGAUUGAGCAAUCAAUUGAAACCCUUAAUCUCCUCAUGUUGGACCUGGAACCAGGCUGUUCACUGGUGCCCAAGUCUCAAAGUGCUCCACUGCAGGAAAACAGUGUUGUAGUAACCACACAGCCGUCCUUUUCGCAGAGCCAAUCCAGGCCUUCCUACCAGGGCAAUGUCGCCCCACAUGCCCACUUUUCAGGUCCCACUUCCAGCCAUUUGUCAACAGCUCAAAUGUCACAAGGCAAAUUAUGUAGACCAGAACCUGCAGCUGUUUUGGGUUACAAUUCUGAAACCACUGGAUAUAAUCCACCCUCACAAGCAUCACCUACUGUAGCUGACCACGUCCAAGUCCAGGUGAAUCCCAUCAACACCUACCCACCAAGCACACUGUCCUACUCUGCAGAGGUCUUUGAGCCCGCGAGAAGCCCCAGUGCUCCCUCAGUAUCAUCGCCACGAGACACUGAGCCUAAUGAAGUCUUCAAUGUUGAAGGUCUGGUGGCUCAAAGAGUUGCUGGUGUUCAGGCCCGCACGCUGUCCUUAGACGAGCCCGGGACUCUGCCUCGCCAUCCCGUCAACAGCGACGACCAGUUUCACAACAGUCCUGACGAUGGUCCCUCUCCUGACGCCCCGGUCCGUUCCCCUGUUCGAUGCAUUUCCCCAGAGUUCGUCAAUGCCAUUGCCAUGAACCCCGGAGGACGGCCUAAAGAGAGAAAUAUGCACAGCUACCGAGAGGCCUUUGAAGAAAUGGACGGAGGUCCCGUUAGUCCUACACCCACAUUUGGUGGUGAGGUGUUUCCCCAAACCCCUGCCUUCCCCAUCUCACCGCAAACCCCUUACUUCAACCUGUGUCGCUCCCCUCCUGGUCUGGCCAAGACUCCGCUGUCAGCCCUGGGUCUGAAACCCCACAACCCAGCAGAAAUCCUCCUGAAUCAAACCGGCACAGAUGAUGAGAGCAGAGAGAGUGAGGAAGCACCGAGAAGCUAUGUGGAGUCCGUGGCGAGGUCGGCGACAGCAGGUGGAGAGCAGCCCUCGUCACCUCAGAGCCUUAGUCCACUCGCAGAGACUACAAGCCAGGAGAGGAGUCCGAGUCCCUCCUGCCACACACUGAACCCACCAUUGUCCAGCAGCAGUCCCAUCCAGAGCUCACAGGGUGACCAUCCUCUACCAGAGAGCAGCGUUAGCACUCCGUCCCAACCCACUACUGAUUCAGGCUUCCGCUCGCAUGCUACAGAGAGUGCCUACCCCACUCCAACCCCCUCAUAUCAAGCUGUACACACUCCCACCUCUUCCUACCUGGAUUCCAGCUCCCCAGCCUCUUCCUACCUUGGCACUACUACUCCUACACUGUCCUACCUUGGUCCCAACACCCUACUGGGGAGCUAUGUGUCCUCAGAUCCGAGCCCUCCCACCUCAGACGCCUCCCAGACCACACACAGCCAAGGAGGUCCCCAUGCACUGCAACGGAUCAACAUCCUUGGUUCCACUCACAGUCCCGCCUUCCAGCAGUGCUCCACUGCUAAUCAGAAUGGUUCUGUCAUGGGUCAGAAAACAUCACCAGCUAAUGGUUAUGAUGUGGGCAUGCCAAGUCUCCUGUCAGGUGGCAGUCCCAUCCUCGGCCGGCAUGUGUCUCAUGGAGCUCAAAAUAGCCCAGUCUUCAGCAGACAGGCCUCUUUGGGUCAGGGGCCUCAUCAAAGCCCUGUCCUCAGCAGACAGCCGUCCUUGGGCCAGCCCCUGCAGGGCAGCCCCGUACUCAGCCGGCAGCCAUCCGUCGCACACCCCCAGGGAAGUCCGGUUUUGGGCCGACACCCGUCUGUGACACAGGUGUCCCAGAGAAGCCCCAGUUUGGACCGUCACCCCAUGCACAGCGGGUACACCACGCCAGACGAGCGUCACGGGAACCUUUCCAGACAGAGCAGCUCCUCGGGCUACCAGGGACCGCCCACUCCCUCCUUCCCGAUCUCACCUGCAGGCUACCAGGAUGGCGGGAUGAUGGGGAUGGGUGUAGGCUUCAGGCAGGGCAGCCCGGCCUCUGGCUUUCAGCCACAGCUUCCAGAGAAGAGGCGCAUGUCGAGCGGUGACAGACCAAAUGGAGGUCUGUCGUAUGGCACGGUGAACGGGAAGAUAAUGACCCCACCGAGCGGAGGCAACACACUGGGCUACUUUCACACCCUCUCUGACUUCUCCAGGUUCAAUAUGCCCGACGGAAGUCCUGAGAGCAGACUGAACGUCAAGUUUGUCCAAGACACGUCCAAGUUCUGGUACAAGCCAGACAUUUCCAGAGAGCAAGCGAUUAGCCUGCUGAGAGAGAAGGAGCCCGGAGCCUUCAUAAUUCGGGACAGUCACUCGUUCAGAGGGGCCUACGGCCUGGCUAUGAAGGUGGCCUCCCCCCCACCCACUGUGCACCAGAACAAGAAAGGAGACAAUGCCAACGAGCUGGUGAGGCACUUCCUGAUCGAGAGCAGCUCCAAAGGAGUGAAGCUGAAGGGUUGUCCCAACGAGCCUUACUUUGGUUGUCUCUCUGCAUUGGUUUAUCAACAUGCUAUCACGCCACUGGCGUUGCCGUGCAAACUGCUCAUCCCUGCCACAGAUCUCAUAGAGGAAGCUCCAGUGGUCGCACCAACCAAUCCUGUGGCUGAGCAGCUGAAGCAAGGAGCAGUGCAGAGGGCCCCUGCUGAUUCCCAUGCGUGCAACGUGCUCUACAUCAACUCGGUGGAGAUGGAGUCGCUGACGGGCCCCCAGGCCGUCGCCAAGGCCAUUUCCGAGACACUGGCCGCUGCUUCUUCGCCCACAGCCACCGUCGUGCACUUCAAGGUGUCUUCGCAAGGCAUCACGCUGACCGACAACCAGAGGAAGCUUUUCUUCAGACGCCACUACCCCAGCAACACUGUCACGUUCUGUGAUAUCGACCCUCAGGACAGAAAGUGGAAGAAGACGGACGGAGGUGCAGCUAAGCUGUUUGGUUUCGUGGCGCGCAAACAGGGAAGCACAACCGACAACGUGAGCCACCUCUUCGCCGAGAUGGACCCCGACCAGCCCGCCAGCGCCAUCGUCAACUUCGUCUCCAAGAUGAUCACGUCGCAGAAACAUUGAGCGCUGUCAGCUGACCCUGGCGCUUUUGACUCCAUUUAGAAAAAAAAAAAAAAAGGCCUUUGGUUAUUUUUUCCCUUUCCUCUCUUAACUACAGACACGCAAUCUACUUUCUGUCCUCUCCUUUUUUUUUUUGGACAAUUUAAGCAUUUCACUUUAUUUUUCAUG
Solea senegalensis (Senegalese sole) is the source of this 5951-nucleotide messenger RNA. It is a transcript of the gene tns1b, whose product is annotated as tensin 1b. The transcript is spliced from 34 exons. Gene Ontology annotation, biological process: fibroblast migration. NCBI's taxonomy places the organism in Eukaryota, Metazoa, Chordata, Actinopteri, Pleuronectiformes, Soleidae. Gene Ontology annotation, molecular function: protein binding. The record is from RefSeq and is a predicted model, not a curated record. Bases 285 to 5786 code for a protein of 1833 amino acids.